AUAUUCAUCACUCGUCAGGCAACCCUCUCUCUCUCUCUCUCUCUCUCUCUCUCUUUGCUUCUCAGUUUUAUUUUUCACUUUAAACAAAUUUUUUGCCCUGUUUUUUUUAACAAUUUGAGAUACCCUUUUGCUGUGUGUUAAAGUUUUUCACAACUCUUUGUUCUACUUCACUCAUUGAUUCACGUGUUCAAUUGGGUCAUCUGAAAUGGCUGAACCUUCCAAGGUCAUUCAUGUUCGGAAUGUUGGACAUGAGAUAUCUGAAAAUGAUUUGCUUCAACUAUUUCAGCCAUUUGGAGUCAUAACAAAGCUCGUGGUGUUGCGUGCGAAAAACCAGGCUCUUCUCCAAAUGCAAGAUAUUCCUUCUGCUGUUAGUGCUAUACAAUAUCAUGCAAAUUCUCAACCGAACAUAAGGGGAAGAAAUGUUUAUGUCCAGUUUUCCUCUCAUCGAGAAUUAACUACCAUGGAUCAAAAUCAAGGACGAGAAGAAGAGCCAAAUCGAAUUCUCUUAGUUUCGGUUCAUCAAGUGCUGUAUCCCAUGACAGUGGAUGUGCUACAACAAGUUUUUUCUCCCCAUGGAUAUGUCGAAAAGAUUGUAACAUUUCAGAAGUCAGCUGGCUUUCAAGCUCUCAUCCAGUAUGGAACUCUUCAAAGUGCUGUGACUGCCAGAGGUGCACUUCAGGGACGCAAUGUUUAUGAUGGUUGCUGUCAGCUGGACAUUCAGUUCUCAAACCUUGAUGAACUACAAGUGAACUACAAUAAUGAUCGAUCAAGGGACUUCACCAACCCAAAUCUGCCUACAGAGCAGAAAGGUCGACCUUCACAAUCGGGAUAUGGUGGUGAUGCAGGAAUGUAUGCGGGGGUUCAAGGUUCUGGACCUAGGCAAGGUGGAUUCUCACAUAUGAGUAACGCUGCAGCAAUUGAAGCUGCCUUCGGGGGAGAUUUGCCUCCGGGAAUAACUGGAACAAAUGAAAGGAGUACAAUUCUUGUCGCAAAUCUCAAUCCUGAGAGAAUCGACGAGGAUAAGCUGUUCAACUUGUUCUCUAUUUAUGGGAACAUUAUGAGAAUCAAAAUUCUCCGAAAUAAACCAGAUCAUGCACUUGUUCAGAUGGGGGAUGGUUUCCAAGCUGAAUUGGCAGUACAUUUUCUGAAGGGCACCAUGUUGUUUGGAAAGCGGUUGGAGGUGAACUUCUCAAAGCAUCCAAAUAUAACUCAAGGUCCUGAUACACAUGAAUACAUGAACUCAAAUCUCAAUCGAUUCAAUCGCAAUGCUGCUAAAAACUAUCGGUAUUGCUGCUCACCUACGAGGAUCAUCCAUGUGUCCUCCCUCCCACAAGACAUUAUUGAGGAUGAGCUUGCAAGUCUUCUAGUGGAGCACGGAAUCAUUGUCAACUGCAAAGUCUUUGAGAUGAAUGGGAAAAAGCAAGCUCUUGUUCAGUUUGAGACUGAGGAAGAGGCAACUGAAGCCCUUGUUUGCAAGCAUGCAAGUUCACUUUCUGGCUCUGUGGUCCGCAUCUCCUUUUCUCAGUUGCAGAGUAUAUGAUGCGGCACACUUCGACAAGGGAUUCUGAAUUUUGGAACGAUGAUUUUUAUGACGGGAAUCCCAUCUUCAUUGUCUUUGUAACUUAUAGGACCUGUUCUUGACUUUUUCUUUUAUAAUCAUUUUUCUUCUCAUCUUGAUUGCCUCUAUUAGUUCUUUUAUGUUAGAUUGCUAACAUAAAGUUGAUGAGGAAAGAUCUAUGGUUUCAGAUGGAAGAAGUUUUGAGGAGUAGAAAAGACAAAAUUAGUACUUGUUUAGAAUUGAGUGAUAUGGUUUUUAUAAUGGUUGUUGAAUUGUUGAUGUAUAUUUAUUUGGAAUUUAGGCUUAGUUGGCCUUUCUGUUGUAUUCCAAUAAACAUCAAAAAUUUAUUGUCUAAUUAACAAAGCUGCAUUGUU
Molecule: messenger RNA, 1932 nt
Organism: Trifolium pratense (red clover)
Lineage: Eukaryota; Viridiplantae; Streptophyta; Magnoliopsida; Fabales; Fabaceae
Product: polypyrimidine tract-binding protein homolog 3-like
Exons: 14
Coding region: 206-1540 (444 amino acids)
Biological process (GO): mRNA processing; regulation of RNA splicing
Cellular component (GO): nucleus
Molecular function (GO): mRNA binding
Source: RefSeq, a predicted model, not a curated record